Molecule: messenger RNA, 225 nt
Organism: Aspergillus calidoustus
Lineage: Eukaryota; Fungi; Ascomycota; Eurotiomycetes; Eurotiales; Aspergillaceae
Source: the annotation of a GenBank genome assembly
AUGCAUACAUACAUAAAUCUCCUCGGCUCUCUUCCCCUCCUUGCAUGGCUCAGCGGAGCAGUCCACCUAGCCAGCAUAGCACAGGCACCAGAUAGAUUCGAACACGUACAUCAAGUCCCUCCUUGCCUGGCCCCGCGGACCAGCCCAGUAAGUGACAGAACUUGCUGGCUAAAAACAAUUCGUCCGCACCGCCGGCCUUGCUAUGGUAGCACAGACACCAAGUAA